Molecule: messenger RNA, 1251 nt
Organism: Aureococcus anophagefferens
Lineage: Eukaryota; Pelagophyceae; Pelagomonadales; Pelagomonadaceae
Exons: 1
Biological process (GO): biosynthetic process
Cellular component (GO): cytoplasm
Molecular function (GO): pyridoxal phosphate binding; L-kynurenine:2-oxoglutarate transaminase activity
Source: RefSeq, a predicted model, not a curated record
CCGACGGUCUGGAGCGAGUUCGGCGACCUCGCGCGGCGCGUCGACGCCUCCGGCGCCUUCGACGGCGGCGUCGCGAACCUGGGCCAGGGCUUCCCCGACUGGGCGCCGCCGCAGUUCGUGAAGACGGCCGCGCGGCGCGCGGCGAGCGACGAGUCGCCGGCGGGCCACCAGUACGCGCGGUCCGCGGGUCACAUCCCCUUGGUGCACGUGCUCGCGCGGCGCUACAGCAACCACAUCGGCCGCGACGUCGACGCGCUGUCGGAGGUCGCGGUGACGGUGGGCGCGACGCAGGCGCUGCUCGUGUCGCUCCUGGCGACGCUCGCCGCGGGCGACGAGGUCGUCAUCCCCGAGCCCUUCUUCGACCUCUACCUGGGCCAGAUCAAGCUCGCGGAGGGCGUCGCGCGGCCCGCGCCCAUGACCGUCGACGGCGACGGCGAGUGGCGUUUGACGGAAGCCGUGCUCCGCGGGGCCAUCACGCCCAAGUCGCGCGUCCUCGUCGUGAACUCGCCCCACAACCCCACGGGGAAGGUCUUCGACCGCGACGAGCUCGAGAUGAUCGCGCGCGUCGUCCGCGAGGAGAACGCGCGGCGCGAGCGGGACCGCGUCGGCGACGAGGACGACACGCUCCUCGUCAUCGCGGACGAGGUCUACAAAUACAUCACCCACGACGCCAACGCGGACCACGUCCACUUCGCGUCGCUGCCGGGCAUGCGCGACGUCACGCUCACGGUGUCCUCCGCGGGGAAGACGUUCUCGGCGACGGGCUGGCAGAUCGGCUGGAUCGUCGGCCCCGCGCGCCUCGUCGCGCCCUGCCAGACGCUGCUGCCCUACCUCCAGUUCUGCGCGCCGACGCCCAUGCAGGCGGCGUUAGCGGACUGCCUCGACGAGGCGGACCGGCCGCACAAGGGCCAGCCGAGCUACUACGCGUGGCUCCGCGUCGAGUACGCGCGGAAGCGCCAGGUGCUCGCGGCGGCGCUCGAGGCGGCCUGCAUCGCGCCCCUGCCGAGCCGCGGCGGCUACUUCGUCGUCGGCGACGUGUCGAGCCUGCUGCCCCUCGUGCCGGACCGCUACCGGCGGCCGGGCGGCGACGCGGUCGCGGCGGACUGGGCGUUCUGCCAGUGGCUCGCCGCGGAGCACGGCGUCGUCGCCAUCCCCGCGUCGCCCUUCUUCACGGACGCGCCGGAGCGGCCCCUCGUGCGCUUCGCCUUCUGCAAGACGGACGCGGUGCUCGCCGUCGCCGCGGAGCGGCUC